AUGGCGGCUGCUGGUGAACUGAUGGAGUAUCCUUCAAAGUUACAUGAAACGAGAUCUCGUGCAAAACAUCCUAGUUCAUCUGGGGAGGAGGAAGAGAAAAAAAAUACUAGAAAGCAGAAGGCGGAGCACAGCAAAACUAGUGAAGAGGAACACGAUUUGAAGAAGUCCAAGCACGGUAAGUCCGUGAUGGCAGCAGCUAGUGAAGAGGAACACGAUUUGAAGAAGUCCAAGCACGGUAAGUCCGUGAUAGAUGCUGCCAUGGAAUUUGACAAGUUCUGCAAGGCCACCAGGGAGCAUCUCAGCAUCAAGAUGAUGCGCGAAAUCCUUGAAUCCAAUGGACAGGAUUCCAGUGUCGCUGAUGAUGCUGUUGUACCUCGUUGCCAAGAUAUGUUGUUCUAUGGAGCCUUAGAGGACUGUUCAAUUUGUGGAGGCAAAAUCCAGUAUAAUCAGAGAGAGACAUUCACUUGCAAUGGCAAUCACAGUGAAUGGUGUAGUUGCAUCUACACCUCCAAGGACCCACCAAGGAAAAAGAAACCCAUCAAAUUGCCCAAUUUCAUUAAAAAUAUACCUACAGUUUGUAAUUUAAUAAAGAGUAGGCAACAAGUCCCAAAAUACAUGCUAAAGAGGGAAUGUUUGACUGAUAAACCAUUUGAUGGAAUGAGCAUUUCUCUGUCAGAUAGACUUUCUCGUAAACAUGGCUACUGGAAAUCGAAGAUUGAGAGUUACGGAGGAAUGCUCUCGAAUUCCAUAAUUGGUGCAACAUGUCUGGUGCUGUCACCAGCAGAACGCGGCCGUGGUGGUGAUGGUAGCUCUAGAGUAGCAAAAGCAUUGGAACAGGGUAUCCCAAUAGUAAGGGAGGAAUGGCUUCAUGACAGCAUAGAGAAACUAGAGGCCCAGCCUUUCGAUAUCCACGACAUAGUCAGUGAUCUUUCCGUUAAAGGAAAAGGAAUCCCAGUGGAUCAAAAGGGCAUCGAUAAAGAGGUCCUUGUAGCUGAAGUGAAGAUCUACGGAAAGAGGGGAGUUCAUAAAGAUUCUAAGCUGCAGGAGAGAGGGGGUGUAAUACUUGAGAAAGAUGGCAUACUAUAUAACUGUGUCUUAGCAGUAACUGACCUUGCACCAAGAGUGAAUGACUUCUGUGUGAUGCAGCUGAUAAUGGUGCCCAAUGAAGGCUUGCACAUGUAUUUCAAGAAAGGGAGGAUUGGUGGCGAUGAUGCAAGGGAAGAGGAGAGAGUGAAACAAUGGGAGAACGUGGAAAGUGCUAUCGAAGAGUUCGUCAGGCUUUUCGAAGAGCUAACUGGGAAUGAGUUUGAACCAUGGGAAAGGGAAAAGAAGUUUGAGAAGAAAAAUUAUAAAUUAUAUCCCACAGACAUGGCUGAUGGAAUGGACGUCAGACAUGGCGGACUUGGUCUUCAACAGUUGGAAGUAGCAGUGGCUCACAGCAAACUGGAUCCGAUUGCAGCUAAUUUCAUGAAAAUUCUUUGCAGUCAAGAGAUUUACAGGUAUGCUAUAAUGGAGUUAGGGUUAGACCUUCCUGACCUUCCAGUGGGGAUGCUAUCAGAUUUUCAUUUGAAAAGAUGUGAGGGACUACUUGUAGAUUUUCCUCAGAUCUUGGAAUCAACUGAGAAGACAUGCCAGAAGGCGAUAGCCUGGUGGGGAGAUAUCAGCUGUAGAUGGUUUUCUCUACUGCCCAGCUCAAGGCCUAUGCUCUUACGAGAUUUCCAUGACUUGGCAGAUCAUGCUGCAUCUACCUUAGAGACAGUAAGGGACAUAACAAUGGCAUCACAUUUCAUCGGUGACAUGACGGAGCCUACCCUUGAUGAUCCAUUGUUCGAUCGAUAUAAGAAACUAGGAUGCUCUGUGUCUACACUAGACAAGGUCUCUGAUGACUACAAGAUGAUAGUGAAGUAUUUGGAGACAACAUAUGAACCUUUCAUAGUCGGAGAUGUUAAUUAUGGGGUGUCUAUUAAGAACAUAUUGGCUGUUGACCCAACUGCAUGCCCUUCCUAUGAUGAGAUUAAGAAUCUUCCUAACAAGUACUUGUUGUGGUGUGGAACUAAGAGCUCCAACCUGUUAAGGCAUUUGCAUAAAGGUUUCCUUCCAUCAAUCUGCUGGCUCCCUCAGCCUGGUUAUAUGUUUGGGAGGUCAAUUGUAUGUUAUGAUACUUCAGCUGCAGCAGCCAGAUAUGGGUUUACUUCUGUUGAUCGCCCGGAUGGAUUCUUAGUUUUGGCCAUUGCUUCUCUAGGAGAUCAGAUAACAGAAUAUAAUCGCACACCUGAGAUGGAGGAGGCAGUGGCAUUACAAGUAAAGAAGAUGGGAGUGGUGGGAUUAGGCAGAAAGAAAACCGAUGAAUCGGAGCAUUUCAUUUGGAAAGAUGACAUAAAGGUCCCUUGUGGUCAUUUAGUGCCUUCUGAGCAUGAGGAAAGCCCUCUAGAGUACAAUGAGUUUGCUACAUAUGGAUCUAAGGUGAGGAUUUGUUUCAUAGUUGAAGUGAAGUAUGAGGAGGUGUAGAAUGUCGUUUGAGGAUUCAGAUCGCCUUUUGUUGCUGCUUUUUGCCUUUUGCUUUUUGCUGUUUGUUUGUACUUAAAACUCUAUAUAUCACCAGUAGUCACCACAGGAACAUACACCAUCUUUAAAAUGGUGAAACCUGACUGUAUCUCGGACAACUAUUUCCCUAUUUUCAAUAUCCGAAAUCAAUUUAAUAAA
Messenger RNA from Impatiens glandulifera, 2703 nucleotides. RefSeq names its product protein ADP-ribosyltransferase PARP3-like. The transcript is spliced from 18 exons. Bases 1 to 2508 code for a protein of 835 amino acids. Lineage: Eukaryota; Viridiplantae; Streptophyta; Magnoliopsida; Ericales; Balsaminaceae. The record is from RefSeq and is a predicted model, not a curated record. Gene Ontology annotation, molecular function: zinc ion binding; NAD+ poly-ADP-ribosyltransferase activity.